CACCAUCGGAUUGAGGAAAAUUCUCAUGGCAUUCUUAUAAAUUGCUCGGAUCAUCUUCUCACCAGCUUCUCUAUUUUUACGUCCGACUUACGAAUAAUGAGAGAACACAUCGUCAAAGCCAUUGAACAAUAUAUCGACAAACAUUAUGAUAGAAUUCGAGAACACGUUGAUAGGAACUUGGAAAAACUUAAGGAAGUUGUUGUUGAAAAACUUCCCGACCACGUUUUGGAAUUUAUCAAGAAGCAUGCUGACGAUGGUGAUGGUCAUGAAACCAUGAUGGAAAGCAUAUUUCAAGUUAUGUCAAGCAUGGCCGACCAAUUAACCGAUGAUUACAAGGAGGACCUUCGCAUUGUCACCAGGGAACACCUUGAUGAGGUUACGGUCGAUUCGACGGAUCACUUGACUGGCGUGGUGGUGGAUGAAUCAAAGAAAGCUGUCAGGGAAGUCACGAGCAAAGACGAUGAUGGUGAGUCUUGGUGGAAAAAUAUCGACCUGUCAUUCUUGAAGGGAGGUAAAGAUGGAAUAAUCGCAAAGAUCUUGGAACUCAUUAGACAUCCAAUUCACCAUGCGAGUGGUGACAUUAACAAGUCGAUUAGUCAGAGGGUGCCCGAUAAGGCCAAAUCCAAAUUAUAUGAAAAAUUUGGUUUGAAAGUCGAAAAAAAAGUUGAAUAUGAGGUUCAAGAAGAAGUUCAUGACCGUGGAAUUUCAAAAAAGCAUCACUUCACCAAGGUUCUCGGUACAAUCAUGGGUGGAGAGGAAGGCGGUAGCGGUGGCGGUGGCGGCGGCAUGCGUAAAAGCUUCAUAGACAAAAUUUUCGAGAAAAUCCCUGAAAAGAUUGAGACGGUAUUGAUUCCACACUUUCAAGAGUUUGAAGAAAAGUUGAUGGAGCAUUUGAAAAUCGAAAUGCACGAAAACAUAUUCAAGGAUGAUAACUUCUUGCAUGGAAUGAAAGGCUUGAUCGGUAAAUUUGGUGAUAAGGAUGGUGAUGGUAAAAAUGACUUCAUCGAAGGAGUCUCUAAUGCCAUGGAAUCGUUUUUCCAUAAGAAAAAGAAAUAA
Molecule: messenger RNA, 1056 nt
Organism: Acaulospora morrowiae
Lineage: Eukaryota; Fungi; Glomeromycota; Glomeromycetes; Diversisporales; Acaulosporaceae
Source: the annotation of a GenBank genome assembly